Messenger RNA from Notolabrus celidotus (New Zealand spotty), 1119 nucleotides. RefSeq lists its product as uncharacterized. The transcript is spliced from 4 exons. The coding region runs from base 298 to 780 and encodes 160 amino acids. The record is from RefSeq and is a predicted model, not a curated record. Lineage: Eukaryota; Metazoa; Chordata; Actinopteri; Labriformes; Labridae.
CACACUUCCUGUGACUCUGUGGUUUUCUUCUGCUUCUGAGUAGUCUCACUCUGCAGAGAUCCUCCACUUGUUGAUCUCUGACCCAUGUGUGAUAGCCUUUUUCUUUUCCCCCUUCAGAUUUCAGAGAAACAGCAACCAAACCCGGCUAACCAGCAUCUGACUUGAGCCGGAUUUACGGCUCCUGGAUGAAAUCUCUGGGGACAGAUCUGUUCCUCUUCUUUGAAAUGAAGCAUCUGUGAGAAAGCAGAAGGAGUGAGGUGCGCUGGAUGUCUCUGUGCACUGCAGCGUCUCCUCAGCAUGGCAGCAGCUCUGCCGCCGUACUACCACGGAGCCAUCAGCAAGAAGGAGUGUGAGGAGCUGCUGGGGAAGAAAAACAAGGAUGGAGCCUACCUGAUCCGAGACAGCGAGACCAUCCAGGGAGCCAUGUGUCUGUGUGUUUAUAAACACAAGGUGGUGUACACCUACAGACUGCUGCAGACGCACACUGGAAACUACACUCUCAUGGCUUCAGGAGGUAUGAAGGAGAUCUUCUUUAAGACUUUGGACGAACUGGUCCGUCACUAUAAGAGGAGGAACCAAGGUCUGGCCAUACACCUGCGCUCCUCCCUCAAAAGGAAGACGACUCUGUUAAUCCAGCCUCGACAAGCUCCUGAGCAGCCUGAGCCGCAGAGACGAUGGAGACAGCAGAGGCCCAUCCCCGAGGAGGACGGCGAUCACGACUACGAGAAUGCUCCAUCUUCAGAAUACGUCGAAGUCUUGCCUGAAGAGUUCCAACAGUAAAUCAUGGAACACGUGAGGAGAUGUUUAAAGGAAUAAAGACUGAACUCUGGGAGGGACAUGAGGACUGAUGGACUAAAGAACAAGGCUUUUACCUGCUUUGAUUAUAUUUCAACAACCUUUGGAUGGAUUGCCACGCCAUUUCCCAGACUGCACUCUUUGUUAUAGUUAUACAGAAGCCCUUCUUGUAACUUAAACCCACAUUUCAGUGAUGCGUCACAGACGUAGACUGGGUAUAAAAUGGAUGUAGUUUCCAUGACGUCACCCGUCUGUUUCUGAAGCGCUGUUUUGAAGCCAAUCGUGGGCGGCAGCCAUAUUGGAAAAUGCUGAACUCAACUUAAC